CAGACGUUUAUCUGACUUUAUAUUUGAGCCCACUUUGAUUUGAAGGUGUUCCUUCGAUUUUUAACACCUUAUCUAUAUAUAUUUAUAUCUAUAUUUUUUUCCUUCCAGCGACACGGAUCUCGCGAUACUAUCUGUUCGCCUAGCACGAAGAGCAGUCCGAGAGAGACACCCAGCUAAAACAUCUCUGUUGUUUUGUCUGUAAUCCUGAAGUAAGAGCGACAAAAAAAAAAACAGAGAGACGUUUUAUCGCGCUGGUUGCGCUGUAACCCGGACGCCCAGAACUUCCUGAACCUCAGACGUCACUUGUUUACUGUUGGCAGAGUGGAAUUCAUCGGUACGCAGCCACAGAAUCCUAAUUGUAUGUCUGCGGCGCUAACUGUUAGCUGACAGGCUACCUAGCAUAGCCAGCCGCUGAAGCAAUGGCGUUGAAAAGAAUCCAGAAGGAGCUGUCAGACCUGCAGAGGGACCCCCCUGCCCAGUGUUCUGCUGGACCAGUCGGAGAUGACCUGUUCCAUUGGCAAGCAACAAUAAUGGGUCCAAGUGACAGUCCAUACCAGAGUGGGGUGUUUUUCCUCACCAUUCACUUUCCAACAGAUUAUCCCUUCAAACCACCAAAAGUUGCGUUCACAACAAAAAUAUACCACCCUAAUAUCAACAGCAAUGGGAGUAUUUGUCUGGACAUACUGAGGUCACAAUGGUCGCCUGCACUCACAGUGUCAAAAGUAUUAUUGUCUAUCUGCUCACUUCUUUGUGAUCCAAAUCCAGAUGACCCACUGGUUCCAGAGAUUGCUCAUACGUACAAAGCUGACAGGGAAAAGUACAACAAAUUAGCGAGAGAAUGGACACAGAAGUAUGCUAUGUGAGAACAACAGGAAGAGAGGGAAAAAAAAAAUACGAACGAGAACAAAAGAACCCACAAAGGAUUUGUUACUUGAUACAAAUGAACAACGGAGACGAGGGGGAGAGGAAAAAGUCAAAACAAAACAGCCCACAUUUUGAGAAGGACGUGAUCCGACGCGGUACAGUGCCACUCGGCUUUCGGUGUGCAGAGCUCCCACAAUGUGCUGUCCUUCAUUACUGGUGUAGAUCUGCAGAGCAGGACCUGGCGGCCUACUUAAAGGCACUCCCAUAUGGAAAACUGGAAUUUCUUUACGGCCCCCGAUGCCACACUCAGACUGUAUACUGGUAGUCUUUCUGUUGUGGUUAUCGUCGUCGCUAUUCUUAAACUUCAUUUUCAUUGAUGUCAACUGUUCCGUCUAGGAGAGUUGCUUUUCCUGCAUUUCAGAGGUACUUUACGCACCCUACUGGAUCUCUUCUUAUUUCUGUACUUUCAUGUAUUUAGUGGCCUUUCUGUGUAAGUUUUCUUUUUUUUUUUUUUUUGUGUAUGUGCAAUUGAGACAGAAUGUUUCUUGUCGAACACAAAACGGCUCAGCAGACUACCUGUUUGCAAUAACUGUCUCUACUCCAACACAAUGUGAAAUGAUAUAAAAAAAACAAGGAUUAGUCUCAAUUGUCCUCUGUAAUUGAAAAUCUAAACUAUUUUACAGUUUUUAAGACACUGGAGAGCUUCUGUUUUAGAGCCGGCAGGCUUAGAGUCGCUGUUCUGGGACCCCCCAUGGGCUGGAUUUUUCAUUCCCCUAUUCUCACACAUGUUGUCAUUGCACUACUAUACUAUCGAAAAAAACACCAAUCACUUAUGUAUUCAUUGUGCAAAAACAAUACUGCUGUCCAUUUGUGUUGUAUAGCUACACACCUGGCUAGUCCUUCACCACAAAGCUUCGCUGGGCUCCACCCCGUCGGUACAGUUACUCAGGUAUCUAACCAAGUUAUCAGACUUGACAAGCAUCGACUCAUGUUAUCUGCCCUUUAUGUUCAGGGCUCAUCUCUAAUCACCUUACAAAAAAAAAAAAAAAAAAAGGCCAAUUUCUUUCCCUUACCAGGGAUUAUGUUGCGCAGAUAAAUGCUGUGUAAGAAGUACUGUCAUCCUCGCUGUCCCUCUGCAGGACCUUUUGAUAUUAUUCAUUGAACACCAGGAGUUUAAGAGACAUAACGAGACGUACACACUACUGUUUUACUGUAAUGAAAGAGCCCGCUUGUUUCUGGUGGCGUCCUUUGCUACUGGAGAUGAGUUUGUGCAAGACUUUGCCAUUUUAGCUCGUGAACGUUUAAGUUACUUGAGAUGUUCGAUACGAUGACACUAUAAUUUGCUUCAACAGAUGAUUUAAAAAAAAACAUUUAUUUUUUUUCUUUUUUCACGUUCAUGAGUGGGUCGGCAAAUUUUUUUAUUUUGGAAUUAACUGACAGUAAAACCUUUUGUCUGGGUAAUACAUUUGUGACUGUAUUUUUGAAAGCUUUUAGUUUUAGGCUUUUUUGUUUUCUUCUUCUUUGUGUCACAAAAACUGAACGUGGUUGCGAUGUGUCACGAUGUCAUGUUUUACAUAUACUCCAUUGUCACUGCUGGGAAAAGGCAGACGAGAAAAAGCGGUGAUUGUGUCUCGGUAUGCUGGUGCUGCAAACAUAAAGGGACGUGUUGGAUAUUUAAAAGGGAAAUGCUUUUUUUUGUUGUUUUUCUUUUUCUUCUAUUGAGGCAUUAUUGAAUGAGUUUAACCAGGAAGAUGCGUAGUUAGGCAUGACUGAUUGUAGAACCUUUUGUAGAAUUAACACUGAAUUAGCCACGUAACAUAGAUUAUAUUAGCUGCUGUUAUAGAAACCAUACAAAACAAGUCCUUUUAAAAAAAAAAACAAUAGAAUCUAAAGUGUUUAAAAGUGUAUUCUCUAUAUGCAGUGAAAGGCUUAGCUGCACGAUCCGGUUGUACUUUGUAUUCAGUGCAGUCAUCUAUUCACAUGUCCCAGCCGUACAGCUGAAGCCACCCUCAGUUCCAGAUACGACUGAUGCUACGUUUAAUUUCUUAGUCCAGCGUGCUCCGUAGAGUUUCUAUAGGCAGCUUGGCAUGCUUUGCACUCUGGAGAACCUUCUCACAGCCAUUUUGCCAGAUAUCAGGGAUUUUGUUACAUUUUAUCUGCCUAACACCUCAAACUAAAACAUUUUUUAGCCUUAACCCUCAUUUUUAUAUAUCUCUGGAGGACGUGUCGAUAACUUGUAAAUUAGCUGUCAGGAACUCCAAAUUAGGGUUUGUUCAUCUCGGUAAAAAAAAAAAAAAAAGACGCGGGAGCCUGCUUGAGCAGUACUAAUGUCAUGGCUUUGUCGGCAUGCGGAACCUGCCUUCACGCAUCUGAAAAUUUGGAGUAAAAUACACUUCAACUGCCACCAUGAACCUACAUGUUUUACAUAGUUACAAAACAAACGGAUAACUAAUGACCUUGUUAUAACAUGACAAUAAAGUUCAUCUUGGUUUA
Molecule: messenger RNA, 3357 nt
Organism: Fundulus heteroclitus (mummichog)
Lineage: Eukaryota; Metazoa; Chordata; Actinopteri; Cyprinodontiformes; Fundulidae
Gene: ube2d4
Product: ubiquitin-conjugating enzyme E2D 4 (putative)
Exons: 7
Coding region: 420-863 (147 amino acids)
Biological process (GO): ubiquitin-dependent protein catabolic process; protein polyubiquitination
Cellular component (GO): nucleus
Molecular function (GO): ubiquitin conjugating enzyme activity
Source: RefSeq, a predicted model, not a curated record